AUGUUGUUGACUUGGGGGCAACCGGCAGCUAAACAGAGCCGCCAAGUGCGCCAAUCCCUUUCGAAACAACCGGUGAACUUGCUUGAUGUCCAUGUCAAUCUGGAUUUCACGACAGUGAAAUGCAAUCCGGAGUUGUUUGGGCCUAAAUGCGCAAUAAGCGAACACCUACCAAGGGAACGCAAAAUCACGUUAUCGAACUUUGUGGUGGAUUACUGUGGUCAGCUGGAUCAAAAUGAAACUCGACUACGAGUUGGUGAGCAUAACGGAGAAAAUUGGGUUCUUGCACCGACUGUAGUCAAUUUGACGUACUCUCCUUCGGAUCAAGCACAUGUGAACAUUUUCCAAGCAGACAGUAGGGUGACUAUUACAGUCUACACGCAGCUCCGCUUCGUCCUCGAAAAACUGGAAUGGUUCGGCGAGGAUGAGGCUCGAGCAACAACAUUAGUAGUUGGAUUCAUGAAUUGCAAGUCGAAAGCCAAAGUUGGCAAUAGAUCGGUGAUUCUUCGAUCGGUUUCUACUGACAACAAGGCGACGCUGAAAGUGACGCUGACAGAUGGCGAUCACGUGGAACCGAAUAAAUUGACAGAAAUCGAAACGACUAGAGUUCAUCAUUCUGAAUUAAUGAAAGUGCUCAAUCCAAUUCCGAACAAAGAGAUAAUCUCGCGAAUAGCACCUGAAACCGCCGGCCCUUCAGACUUAUUGCCGAAGAUUUCAAAGCUUCGAAAAUAUUUUUCUGAGGAUCACGAAGCUGCCCAGGCGGAAAAGAUGCGUCUCGCCAGAGUUUCGCGUUUGAAGACUUUUGACGAUUCCGAUUUCGCUCUUACGAAACAAGCUGCGAUAUUUUCAACGCUCAUUGAAUCAGCGACAGAGUACAUCCACCUGAUCGGCAUUGCUGGAGAGCGCGUCCCCUGUAAACUGCCAUUUCACAAUCAACAGAACAAAGAACUCACCUUGAUGCUCGAUACUCUACCACAGGAGUUUUCAAUGCGCCCUUCUCGCUAUGUUUCUCGCUCAAGUACUGGAAUCUAUUCAAUUUGCUUGCCGCCAAUGAUCGAGGCCGAGAUUCUUUUCGACUUCUUCCCGAUUAAUCCGCAGCCGCAGAUUAACGUCACAUUAGACCUUCGGACCAGUUGUGGCUCUGUCUAUCAUCGAUUCUUUCUCCGUGGAUUUGUGCUCCCUCCGCGUCAGUAUUCGACGAUAAACCUAGUCGAAGCCGAGAAUUCCAUUCUGAAGAAAAACAUUCCCCUCCCAAUUGCUCUUUCCUCCUCUACGACUUUCCACAAUUACUUCUUUUAUAAAAUCUCUGGCGAGCCACUCAUCGGCCAUCGUUUUCAAAAACUAUCGGCGAACGAGAUAGAAUUCGCGAUGAAAACUCCAAAUGCCCCGGACGAAAUUAUCGGCUGGCUCCAUUUUCAUGAAGGUCAUCGAUGGCGCCACUCGAUAAAAAUGACUAUUCAAGCUGCUGUCUCGCUUGGAUCCCAAACCCUGGAUCAGGGAACGUUCAAAUACAUGUCCGUUCCUUUCCAGAUCCCCAUCAGUGGCAGGCCUACCUUUCACUAUUCGCAUGCAAUUAGGAAUAUGAACAUUCGAUAUUGCGAUGAAGCGCUUCCGAUUGUCCAGGACUAUCCUAAAUUCGGCGUUUAUGCUCACUGUCCUGGAAACUUCAGGAGAAUGCUUAGAAUAACGAAUUCUGGAAGCGUGAUGCAAAAUUACAUAUUCCACCUCGACGUCCAGCCGCCGAAAAUCUCAAAAGAAAUGGAGCUCUAUCUAAAAGGCUCGAAAAACGUACGAAAGAGAGUAGCCCUACACAAUCCUUACAAUCAACCAAAGACGUUCAAAAUCUCCUCUUCGUGUGCUAAAAACGCAAUCGUCACUCGACCAGAUAUUCAACUCGGCGCCGACGAGAAUGGAAAGAUCGAAUUGAUACUUUCCGGCGUAACUGGGAAAUAUUACAUUUUUAUAAAUGAUGAAAAUAACCUCGCUGAAGACGCUUUUGCCAUAUCCGUGUUUUAA
Molecule: messenger RNA, 2013 nt
Organism: Oikopleura dioica
Lineage: Eukaryota; Metazoa; Chordata; Appendicularia; Copelata; Oikopleuridae
Source: the annotation of a GenBank genome assembly